Messenger RNA from Guyanagaster necrorhizus, 1571 nucleotides. Its product is annotated as manganase peroxidase. The transcript is spliced from 15 exons. Gene Ontology annotation, biological process: hydrogen peroxide catabolic process; response to reactive oxygen species; cellular response to oxidative stress. Gene Ontology annotation, molecular function: peroxidase activity; heme binding. Lineage: Eukaryota; Fungi; Basidiomycota; Agaricomycetes; Agaricales; Physalacriaceae. The coding region runs from base 279 to 1358 and encodes 359 amino acids. The record is from RefSeq and is a predicted model, not a curated record.
ACGUGUUAUUGGACAAGCUCGUCUCUUCACGUUCUGUUUCUAGAAUGACAAAGGCGGGUGUUGAACUAUGUGUCAUAGGCGACGUCCUAUUGGCCAAGCCAGUCUCUUCCGAAGCCGAUUCUGGAGUGACAGAGGCGGGUGUUGAGCGAUGGUGACAUAGGCGAUGUGUUAUUGUUGGAUAAUCCCCUCUCGAUUUUAUUGUCAUAUUCUGUUUCCGGAAUGAGAGAGGCGUAUAAAAGGUGGACGGGUUGAGUCUUCACUGCAGUAGUCGACACUACAUGGCUUUUGCACCUCUCCUCGCUGCUCUCGCCUUACUUGCCGUUGUACGCCAGUCCGACGCUGCCCUCACCAAGCGAGUGGCAUGCGCCGAUGGUGUCCACACCGUCACCAAUGAGGCCUGCUGUGCCCUAUUCCCCGUCAUAGCCGACAUCCAAGAGAAUCUCUUCGAUGGAGGAGAAUGCGGAGAAGAGGUACACGAGUCGCUUCGUUUGACCUUUCACGAUGCCAUCGGGUUUUCCUUUACUAAAGGCGGGGGUGGUGCUGAUGGAUCUAUCGUCACUUUCUCCGCCAUUGAAACGGAAUUCCACGCAAACAUUGGUAUUGACGGAAUAGUAGAAGUACAGAGGCCUUUUAUCACUGCCCACAACAUGACUGCAGGAGACUUUAUCCAGUUGGCUGGCGCAGUUGGGGUGUCCAAUUGUCCAGGAGCUCCCCAAUUGAACUUCUUGUUGGGACGUCCCCCAGCCACUGCACCCUCGCCAGAUCUACUCGUCCCAGAACCUUUCGAUACGGUAGAUUCAAUAAUUGCUAGAUUUGCCGACGCAGGGUUUUCGUCUUCUGAAAUUAUAGCUCUCCUAUCUUCGCACUCUGUCGCUGCUGCCGAUCACGUAGACCCUACGAUUCCGGGCACUCCCUUCGACUCGACUCCGGGACUCUUCGACACUCAAUUCUUCGUAGAAGUCCAAUUGCGAGGCACUUCCUUCCCCGGAACCGGUGGUAAUCAGGGUGAAGUUGAGUCGCCACUGGCCGGAGAAAUACGACUUCAAUCCGACGAGACGCUGGCUCGGGAUUCGCGAACGAACUGCGACUGGCAGUCUUUCGCCAAUAACCAGGCCAAGAUGCAGGCCGACUUCAAGGCCGCUAUGUUGAAACUUUCUGUUACCGGACAAGACGUAUCUCAGAUGGUAGAUUGCACUGAGGUCAUCCCAAUCCCUUUGGCAGCUGUUGCGCAGAACGCCCACUUGCCUGCCGGAUUGGACAUGAAUGACAUCGAACAAGCGUGUGCCACUGCGGCGUUCCCUACUCUCACGGCUGAUCCUGGUCCUGUCACCAGUGUCGCUCCAGUUCCACCAUCCUAAGUCAUUUCCACAGACAAACAGGAAACUUUCCCAUUUCUUUUAACUUGAUAUGCAACAAUCGUGAAUGUAACUGAUCCGGAAACUCUGUAAAUAACGCGUUUCAAUAUUGUAUUUUUUGGUCCGCCCGUGCCGAUGUUCUUCACAAAUUAUCCGUAUGAACUCCCUGGUGUGCACCUCAAAACGUUCGGCUACUCUCUUUCACAUGAACAUUCU